GGGAUCCCAAGUCGCCGCCGCCACCCUCCGCUGGAUCCAUUGUGAGGAAAUUGCCAUUCGCCGGCAGCGGCGGCACAUCUGGGCGGGCGCAUCUGGCAAACAACAUCGGCUCCCGCCGCCUGCCUCCAACGUCCUCCAACCGGCCGAACGGAUCUCACCGGGCCGCUGGAGAGGCUCCUGCCCGUCAGCCCCGGGCUCAUUCUUUCGGGCUGAAUCUUAAAAAUACCCUGGCAGCGCGGGGGGUGGGGUGGGGUGGAAAUAAAGGCUGCUAUUUUUUUCCCCUGGGCUUUAUUUCAUGGGGAUGUGUUCAAGACAAGAGAGGAUUCAGAAGGAUAUUGACGUUGUGAUCCAAAAGUGCAAGGCGGAGAAGGACUGCCUGUUUGCAGAUUUCAGGUACUCAGACUCCACCUUUACCUUCACCUAUAUUGGAGGCUCCAAAAGUGUGUCCUAUUCAGUGCAUGUCUCUGAGGAUUACCCAGAUAACACUUACGUUUCCAGUUCUGAUAACGAUGAAGAUGUAUUAGUCACAACAGAGCCAAUUCCAGUAAUUUUCCACCAAAUUGCUACAGAAUUAAGAAAAACCAGUGAUGUCAACUAUUGCUUAUCCAUAAAGUCAAAAUUACAGAGGGAGAAUGGAGAGGAGUCACGGCACAGCAGCACAGUUGAAGAGGACUCUGAAGGAGAUAAUGACUCUGAGGAAUUUUAUUAUGGAGGACAGGUUAGCUAUGAUGGAGAACUUCACAAGCACCCACAGCUGGAGGCUGAUUUAACAGCAGUGAGAGAGAUCUAUGGACCUAAUGCAGUAUCUCUCAGGGAAUAUGGAGCCAUUGAUGAUGUAGAUAUUGAUCUACAUAUUGAUGUUAGCUUUCUUGAUGAGGAGAUUGCUGUGGCUUGGGAUGUAAUUCGCACAGAGCCUAUAAUAGUGCGCCUGCACUGUUCUCUUACACAGUACCUAAAUGGUCCAGUGCCAACUGUGGAUGUAUUUCAGAUCUCUACUAAGGAAAGAUUUGGGCUGGGACAUCAGCUGAAAAAAAUUAUGCAGACAUUUGUUACACAACAGUGGAAGAACAGUAAAGAAAAAUCUAACUGUACGCACAAUAAAAAGGUGUCUGACAAAAAGGUGAAAUCCCCUCUGCACAUCUUUUCUACAUUGCGCAGGCACAGAAUUUCAAAGAGAAAAGACAUUAGAAAGCGUAAGAAAGAGUUUAUGAAUAGUUUGAAUGAAUUUGAAUGUAAUACGAUUUCUGCCAGUUGCUCAUACUCGUCGCCAAGUUAUCCUCCACCUGGCUGUGGUAAAAACAAAUCAAAACUGAAGUCAGAACAGGAUGGCAUCUCCAAGACUCACAAAUCACUGAGAAGGACUUGCUCUAGCACAGUGAAGGCGGAGGAUGUGUGUGCCACAAAAUCUCACAGAACCUUUGGCCGCUCGUUAUCGAGUGACCCUAGGGCUGAACAGACAAUGGCUCUUAGAUCGCACAAACUGCUGAGUCGCGCUUGCUCUGCAGCUGUCAAGCAGGAGGAGUGCAUCACUUUAAAGCCCCAUAAGGUGUUAAAUAGGUCGUGCUCUGGGGAUCCUCGAUGUGAGCACAACAGCACCUUGAAGCCCCACAAACUUUUAAGCAGAUCCUACUCCAGUAACCUUAGAAUGGAAGAAUUGGAUGGAUUGAAGAAUCACAAGUUGCUCAGCAAGACUUACUCCAAUGCCCCUAAAUCAUCCAAAAUGGAGCCUUUCAAGGAGUCCACCAUGGCAGAGAGCAGGAGGCUCUCUCUUACCUCAGGGCUUAUUGGUAUCUUAACACCAUCCUCAUCAUCACCUUCACAAGCUGCUCAAAAUUAUGGUGCAAAAUGCGUUCCGGUGCGAGACCGUGGCUUUCUUGUACAGACUAUUGAAUUUGCUGAGCAGCGGAUACCAGUAUUGAAUGAAUACUGUGUAGUUUGUGAUGAACCUCAUGUGUUCCAGAAUGGCCCUAUGCUAAGGCCCACUGUUUGUGAACGGGAACUCUGUGUAUUUGCUUUCCAAACAUUAGGAGUGAUGAAUGAAGCUGCUGAUGAAAUUGCAACUGGGGCGCAGGUGGUUGAUCUGUUAGUAUCCAUGUGUAGGUCUGCAUUAGAAUCACCUAGGAAAGUUGUCAUUUUUGAGCCAUAUCCUUCUGUAGUUGAUCCUAAUGAUCCUCAGAUGCUGGCCUUUAACCCCAGGAAGAAGAACUAUGACCGAGUCAUGAAAGCAUUGGACAGUAUCACUUCCAUCAGAGAAAUGACACAGGCACCUUACUUGGAAAUAAAGAAGCAGAUGGAUAAACAAGACCCGCUUGCACAUCCUCUUCUACAAUGGGUUAUUUCUAGUAAUAGAUCACAUAUUGUGAAGCUACCAGUGAAUAGGCAACUAAAGUUUAUGCACACUCCCCACCAGUUCCUUCUUCUCAGCAGUCCACCAGCCAAAGAAUCCAAUUUCCGAGCUGCUAAAAAUCUCUACGGAAGUACCUUUGCAUUUCAUGGUUCACACAUUGAAAAUUGGCAUUCCAUCCUGAGGAACGGUUUAGUUGUUGCUUCCAAUACAAGGCUGCAGCUCCAUGGUGCAAUGUUUGGAAGUGGAAUCUACCUUAGUCCAUUGUCAAGCAUAUCAUUUGGUUACUCAGGGAUGAACAAGAAGCAGCAGAAGGUGUCAGCUAAAGAUGAACCAGCUUCAGGCAGUAAGGGUGGUAAUACAUCACAGUCACAGAAGAAAGGACAGCAGUCACAAUUUUUGCAAAGCCGUAACUUAAAAUGCAUAGCCUUAUGUGAAGUGAUAACCUCACCUGAUCUGCACAAACAUGGGGAGAUAUGGGUAGUUCCCAACACGGAUCAUGUGUGUACAAGAUUUUUCUUUGUUUAUGAAGAUGGUCAAGUGGGUGAUACAAGUAUAAAUACACAGGAACCAAACAUUCAUAAAGAGAUUCUUCGAGUCAUUGGCAAUCAAACUGCUACUGGUUAAAAGGACCACUCUUAUUUAAUUGAUGUGAAGCCUUCCUCAGUCUCAAAGCUGGAUUUUGAACUGAAGAAGAUGCAAAAAACUAAUUUAUUAUUACUACACUAAGCAAAUUAACCAUUUGAAUACUUACUGUUUUCUUACUUAGUAUUUCGUAUCUCAUCAAAAUACCUGAGAUGGUAUCAAUUAGCAACUGCAGGGGUGCAAAGUCUAUUAUUAUACUAAAACAAUUAAUAAUUAAACAGGCAUUUGGGUUGCUCACAAUAAACAGACAUUAAAAAGGACUUUUGUGCUCAUAUUUUUAUACUAAACUUCAAUUGGAAGUUUUAGUACUGUAUACUGAUAUUUUAAAUUUAGAAUGAAUUACAAGUAAGAGAGAAGAUUUUAUAGCGGAGCACCUGUACUAUACAGGAUACUUUGCAAUAAGUAAAAUAUUCUCGUAUUAAAACACAAUAAAAGGUUGUCUGGAACAUGUAAAAUUGAAGAGAAUGGUUACCUGCAGCUAUCUUUGAUUCUUUUUAUUUUACACAAAUGCAGUUAGCAUUUAAACUCAAAGGUGAGACAACAAUGCAUUUUUUAUUUACUGGGUGAAACAAAGCAAAAUGAAUGUGACGGUAUAUGUUUAGCUUUCUUUAUCUUCUCUGGAACACUGUCUUACCCAUUAAGCAGCUCAGUUGCAUUUUUUAAUUAUACAAGCCUAGGAAACACCUGGAAAACCUAAAGCUGUUAAUUUCCUUUUUAGAAUUUUUGUUUUUAUAUACUAGAUUUUACAAUUUCAUUAGAUCAACAAGGUUUUUUAAUGUUUGCAUCUUAACUUCAGUGAAACUGCUCUGUGAUGAAAUUUAUCCACAUAUUUUAAAGUAUGUGCUGAGUUAAGGCUUUUACAUGGUUGAGUUGAUUGUUGGUGCAUCAGAAAAUAUAUACAAAUGCAAAAUUCUCCUGAUUUUGUCUUGGUAAAAUAGUUUUAUUAAUUAAUUUCUAAGCUAUAAGAAAUCAAUUUAAAUAUCUCUGUCUUUUAAAUUAACAACUGUUUUUUCCAAGUGAGUAGGAUGGCAACACAGAUAGAGAAGGGUCCAGUCUCCAAGACAAAAAGCAUACCCUGUGCCCUGCUGAAUGCCCUUGGCAGCCCUCAUGGUGGCUAUCCUGAAGCAUCAACCACACCCUUGAAUAUGGAGAGCAAUUCAGCUUACCCAUCUGUGCAACUACUACAAGCCACCUCAGAAAGCAAAAAUAGACUGAAACCUCUCUUAUGUUACUUUCAUAAUAAAGAUACUAAAGCACCAAAUAACAGCACAACAGAGCACAGGUGUGUUUGUUUCUUUUAAACAGAACAAUCAGGUAUGCUGUAAUGGGUGGUUCCUUCUUUCUGGUUCAUGCUACGCUCCUGCGUUACUUGCUGCAGUUGACGUGCCCUACAAGUAAAAUAGUGGUAUUUGGCCUAGGAGCAUAUACCUGGUGCUGUAUUUUAGCAUUCUACACUUAGUUGCUUUAGUUUUAGUUUUUCUGGGCUCAUAUCCAAACUUGUAAAGCAAAUUCUGUUUGCAUAUACCCAUUUUGCUUUUAGUUCCAUUGACUUGCACCCUUAUUUGGUGGACCUCUAAAUUAGAAAAGUGCUACUCUCUUGUCUUUCAUGUUGGGAUACAGGUUAACUUCCUGAAACAAAGAGGUUUCCUGAAAUUCAUCCAUCUACAUAAGGACUGCCGUAGGUUGUGUGACUGCUAAAUGUCAAAAUAAUUCCGAAGUAGAGCUGAAACCCUGGCAUGACCAUCUCUGUGUAAUGGUCCUGCCGUAUGUUUCUGAAUCACUCUGUUUUGCCUAACAAAAAGAAAUUGGGAAGCAAUCCACAAAGUGUUCUGUGAUUAUUUGCUGGGCUGAUAGUCCACCACUCUGGGAUGCCUCUUACAAAAAAACUAGGAGGAAAGAGACAUGACCAUGAGUGAACUGGAGAAGCCAAGUAAACAGUCAUCUUCCCCAUCCCCUCAAGCUUAUAGCAGGGUCAGAAAUGAAACCCUUGAAGGAAGGAAUCUGAAAUGUAGCUAAUGAGUCGACCUCUGUUUGCAUUGUGGGGUCGGUCGUAAUACUGGUCAUGCAUGGUGCCAUUGUAAGUACAACCCCAGGACAGCAAAGGGAAAAAUACAUCGCUGCCAAAUUUUAAGACUGCUCAGAGGUUUGUUUUAAAUGGAUGAACCACAGUAAGGGACAGUGUGGGGGAAAGCAGGACUCCAGGCUGUAUGGAGGCCUCGCUGUUGUAAGGUGCCUAUCUCAGGGAGUGCUGAGGUGACUGACUUAAGGAAUGGUGAACAAGAGUAAGAGGUAGAAUGUGGCAAGCACAGGUGUUACAAACCAGUGGAAGAGGGCAAAACCUUUCAGGCAAAAAGGUAGUUCUGGAGGGACAAAGUGGCAUUAGCAGCUCAGGUCCCACGCAGUACGUGGCAGGAAAAUGGACUGGCAGAACCAAGCUGCAGCAUGGGGAUAUACAGCCUGUGGCAGUGUGGGGCAGCACCAUGCUCAGGGCAACAGGGCCACUUGAAAAUGUAUCACUAGGCUACAGUGCAGACACAAGCCCAGUGUCACAGAUAAACAGCAGUUGAACCAGAACAAAUUUCUUUGGCCAGAAACUCAGUCAUGUUUUUCUUUAGCCAUUAUAUUAAUGAGUAACUUCCAAGGCUUUGUAUUAUUUGCAGGUGAAUUUGAAUCCUCAGAUUAUUUAACAAAGUUUUAGUUCACAUUAUUUUUAAAAAAUGAGGGGAAGGACGGAUGCUCAGUUGGCAUCUGCUACUCAAAAAUAAAUAAUCCUUAUGCAGGAAAUAUCAAAGCUGAAAUAAAGACUUAUCACAAAGGAAUUGAAUGAAAAAGCCUGAGGAUAAGAUUUUCUUUAAAAGAUUUGUCCUUUGGGUAUUUAUGCAAAGGUGGAAGUUGCAUGUAGCCAAACACUUCCAAAUAACUUACAUUAACAUGAAUUCCAGGGGAUGAAAAAUAAAAAUUCCAGGCUCAUUUGAGCAAGACCCUCAAAUGUUAUGCCCAAAGCCUUUGCAUUUCCCUUCCUCUGUUACCAUGCACACAUAUCGGUGAUGGACCAAUCAUUGUAACUCAUGCUGUAAAAGAUGCAGGCUUUCCACAGAUGGCUUUUAAUCAAAGCAAGUAGAGCCCCAGGCUCUGCCAUUUCUCUUGGUAGAAAUUUCCAUUAAGGCAUUGCUGUCACCAUACCCAGUAUGGAGCAACCAAGGGAGUUCUUGGUAAAUAACUUUCUAACUACUUGCAACAUCUUACAACAGAAUGCAAGCCCUCCUCAUGGUGAAACGGUUUGAACAUAAAAAUUAUGUUUGACCUUUAAUGUUGCUCCCUAAUUAUGAAUUGCUGUAUUUAUACUGCUGAAUAUCUUAAACAUUGAGAAAGGAAUCCAGAAAGAUGAGUUUAAAUCUUCCAUGAGAUUCAGGCAAGUAUUUAACAUUCAAGGGCUAAAUGAAGGAAUUUGAGGUAUCUGUUUCUGUGAUAGGAAUCAACAUGGCCCUGUUUUCUUCAACAGUGCUACACUGUUUUGUUAAGCUGAAUAUUUGGCUUCCUAUUACUUACCCUAAAGUGGCAAGAUUGUGUAAUAUUUUGAUUAAUGUUUUACAGGAACCAGUCAAUGACACUGGAAUUUUUUAGGCUUAAAUUUUUCCUCUACAGCCCUUGAAAACACUCUUCAUGAAGCUGAAUGGAUUUAACAUAAUAGCUGUUGGUACUGAAAAUGUAUCUGAUGAAUUAUGCUAAGAUUAUACUUUUGUUAAUACAAAUAUAAAGUCAAUCCAGAUUAAUAAUUUGUGCAUAGAUAAAUUAUACUUUGCUUAUAAAUCACUUACUACUGUGAAAACAAUUAGUAUAAUUUCUACAAGGAUAAAUACAAAGUAGGAAAAAAAAAGGCAAAAGGGAACAACUGAAUUAAGACAUUCCUUGUUUAGAAGGAGAUAGUAAAAAAACCUCAAAACCUAAGCAAAUGAAAAAGUAGAAUCUAGUUACCUAAGUAUUAUAUUAAUUUAGAUAGAUUUUUUUCUUGGCUCUGGGAAAGUGAGAUACAAAGAGUAUGAGCCAUGACUCACCACGUGCAGCCUCUGCUGGCAGUGCUGCUGAAGCUGGAAUGGCCCUGGCCACCCAUUCUCUUCUCUUCUGUGGCACACAGCAUCCUGUGGUGUUUUAUUUGCAAUACUGAGGUGUUAAUCUGGUGUCUGUGCAAUUUCUUCCUUACAAGCACCACCUCAUGGUGAAGGAUUAGCCUGUUGAGUAAAGCGAGCAAGAUCUGCUGCUUGUAGAGCAGAUAUGAUCCUGUGAAGCACCAGAAGUUGUUCAGAAAGGAUCUUUAGUCCAGUUAGAUGAAUUUAUUCCUUAAAUAAAUUCCACUCAGGAGUGGAGUGACAUGUGCUUCAGAAGGGGAUAAAUAAAAGGGGAUAAAUAAACGGGGAUAAAUAAAAACGGGAAAAAUUGCUCCAAGUAGAGCGUCAUUCUGUGCGCACCGUGCUGUGUGAAACGCACAGGGAUGUCGCCAGGAGUUUGAAUUUCCCAGUUUGUGUUUGGAAACAGGUCUGAAAGCACUGACCUCCUCUGUCUGUCCUGGCAUGUCAGUGUUGUACUUCUGCUGUCUGGCUUCAGCAACAGCCACUGACAAGAGCCGAAGGAAUAAGACAGCUUGAACUUCUGUUCCAUAGCAUUUUGAGUGCAUGCUCCUGCUAAGUUUCAGUCUGCCACAGAAUAGCUAUGAUGUAAAUUACUGCCCAUUACACUUUGCAUUGGGAUUUUGUAUAUGUACUAGGCAUAAGGCUUUUGUAAAGGGAAAAAAAAUAGUUUUUAGAUGAAUAUAUCUACUGUGUUGAAAAUCUGUUGAGAAGAUUGCAUUAAACAUUUAUCAAAAAGUCAGUAAAAAUAGUCCUUAUACAUAGCCAUUUAAUGUUCUAAAAAUAAUUUUUGAAUUUACCCAGUAUAUAUUGUAUCUUUUAAUUUUAAUGAACAGCCACUCCUUUAUGUAAACAUAAAAUAUGCCAGUGUUUCUUUUAACUCUAUAGCCUUUUUUUCUCCAAAUAAAUUUAUUAAAUUCUGUGCACAAAAUCAUACUGCAGCCUGCUAUUUAGCCUAUGGUGCCUUAGAGUUACUCAAAUAUUUAACAAAAUGGAGAUAAUGUAAAUACUGCCAGAAGAUCACUAAGGCCAAAUAUUUUCUCUAUUCACUUUUUACUGCACUUGCUUUCUAUUGCUAUUUAAGCCUCUUUUAUUCAGCUUUGUAAUAGCUAUAGCGUUGUAGCCAAUGUAAAUGUUUACCUUCAAUAAAUCAGAAUUUGUUCAACAAGUACUGGGCAUUUGGGCACUAUUUUGAGAGCUCUGUUCGAAGUUAAAACAGCCAUCUAAGAAUUAAACUGCAUCUGAAGCAGUUUCUUGACUUUUUCUAAUCUCAAUGACAUCUAAAAGUUAUGCCAUGCUUUUACACAUGUUUUUGAAGUAAUUUUUGUUUGCAGUGAUCUUUUUAAAAACACUUAGAUGAACAGUAAAAGCAGCUUUUCUUGCUGUGUUUAUCUGAAUGGGUUACCCAACUGUAAUAAAAGAAUUAUUUUGCAUGUACAGUAUCAUAAAAUGCAUAAAGAUGUCUCAAGAUGCUUUAUAUAAUUGCUUUUAAAUAAGUACUCUGUUUUUCUGUAGAGCUGUUUUUGUCAUGAAAACACAGCAAAUAUAUGACAAACCAUGUCAUACUUUAAUGUGGCUAUGUUUAAAGUAUAAAUACACAUCUGCAACUCAUAAAAUAUGCAGACAUUUGUGGGACUGGGUAUUAAUUCAGUGGGUGUACUGUUUUUUUCACUGCUUGUGUGCUCCUUUUAAUUAUAUGGGUGGAUGUAGCUUGCAACUUCUGAAAGUUUUACCUUUUGUUUCUUAAAUUUAUUAUUUUGUGAUUGCAGAUUUUGGAUUGAAAGAGUCAAAGUGGUGCUUACUAUUAUUUUGACUGCUGUGAAGUGCAUUAUACAUAGAGAGACCAAAAGAUACUUCAUUGCUACUCUAAAUGACUGAUAAUUUGCCUUUGAUUUAAGUGUAGAGACUGAAUUCUCUAAUGGAAGAGAUUUUCCUAAUUUGGGGGAUUUUAAAUUUGGAAGCAGUAAUUCCCAAACUCACAAGAGUUUUAAUCAGUGAGGAAAUCUCAGACCUCUGUAGAAUUGUUAUCCACAGAGAGCAGAAGGGACAGCAUUUAUAUUUGCUUUGGUUUAACAUAGUUAAUUUCCAAGUGGCUGCAUCACAAGUUCUCUCAAUAUGCACCAAUAUUAAGUGUUCUGCUGAGAAGGUCUUUGGUGCUUUGUAUUCACCUGUUGAACAGUUCCAUGUGGGACCCAAGAGAACAGUAAUCCAGACAGUAAUUGACCGCAGUAAAAAAAUUAUUGCAAUGCACAAGAGCUACUUUCAAAUGCACACAUUGCAUUUUUAUCAGGAGGAAAGGCAGAGUAUCUUCUAAGAGUAUAUCACCAUUGCAGAAAGGGUGCAUACACUUUUCAUUAAGCCAUGGUAGCACACUUGACCAACUUCUCUUUUUUGGAAUUAGUGUGCAGUGGAGAUUGGAGCAAGUAAUUUUGCACAGGGGUCACAGACUUAGCCCCCUCCAAGAAAUGUCCUCCUGAAAUACUGUGAGGCAACUUAAAUAGAACUGCAUCAACUAAAUUAAGACAGUAGUAGCUGAGGGCCACAACUUUGCUGUGCCCCAGCUCUCAGCACAGUGCAAACAACUUGAACAGAAGAAAACUUAAGGAAUGGAGCAAAGGGCUCAGUGCCCUUGCAGAAGCCUAGUGUCGAAACAGGUGAAAAAAGGAACAGCACUUGGAAAAAAAUAUUAAAUUGGCAUUUUUAUUAGACUACAUUGUAGAUCCCUCAGGCAGAUUUUCUUGAAUGUUGCUAACAUUUUCCAUUCACAGUUAAGGGGGAGAAGUGUAGUUCAACACGCAGAAAUUGAAGCCUCUGAACAGGGCAUAAGACCCUUUUAGCAUCAGCACUGCUUAUAGCAAACCCAUGUGCAAGGCGUCAGUUAUUGGAUUCCAGCCAGUUCCAAGAAAACUGGCAUUUUGUGAGAUGCUGAAGCUGUGGGAAUUACACUAGCAGCAGGAACAGUGACUGCUGCAGAAGCAAGAACAGCACAAGUCUCCAGGGAUUGUGUCUGGAACAAAAUACAGGAACUCCUGGCUUAUGGUUUGCUCAACAAAAGCCAGAGCUUAUCAUCAGCAAAGCAAUUCUAAUUUGUAACUUUUAAAGAGAAAGCUUUCCAUUGUUUGGGAGAAACAAGAAGGAAAAAAAGAGCAGUUUUCUUCAACCUGUUGUCCUGUAGCUGGAUAGUUCAGGCUAGUAGCAUAUCAGGGGCAGUAAUACUUGGCAUGUAGCAGGUUUAUUUACAGCAGUAGUUAGAAACUUUCUUAGGGAUCUCAAGCAGAAUGAGGAAUGUCUCAAUUAGAUGACAGUUCCUAGGAGCUGGUCAUAUAUUUUAUAUAUAUUCUAAUGGAGUCUGUAUGGGUAACAUAUUCCAGAAAGGGAGUAGGUGGCUGAUACUUUCCUUGCUGGUUUUCAAAUCUGAUCAGAGCGUUCUUCCCAUGUGAGCUGCUGAGCAAACAAUUUUGCUGAUUGUUUAAAAGAAAGAAACAGUUCAUCUCCUGAUCUUUCCAUCUCUCCUAGACAAGAGCUUGGAGUUUGGGUGUAUUUCUGUUCACAGCCAUUGACCAAGGUUAGUUCAGUACGAAGAAGGUCAAAGAUGAGAGGAGUCAGAGGCUAAACCAAUUGGAAUAAAGAUUAAUGUAUUUUGAAAGUAUAUAGAUGAAAAAAAGUAAGUAUAUAUUUAAAAUUUUGCAUAUAUUUCUAGGAAUGUGAGCUGAAAUGGAACUUAUGGUAAGGAUCACAAUAUCACUGUUUACAACACUUCUGACAAAUGCAAUGUAUUACAAACAGGUUGUAACUACCCUCAUGUGGUAGGCUUUGGUAGAUCUAACUUGCUGACUUUUUGUCAAUGACAUAUUUUGCUAGAGGCUUUUAAAUUUUUGCCUGUGGGGAAUUCAGUCACUCCUCCUCUGUAUGUGUUAUCACGUAGCUGGCAUGUUGUGCUUCAUGCGGAAUUCCACAUGUGUGAAAUUGUAUUAUUCCACUCCUUGGCUUUUUAUUGUCUUAUGAAAACUUUGAUUUCAUGCUUGCCAUUCUAAGCAGUAGUACAUGAUCAAAAAUCCCAAGGUCUUCCAGCACCAGUCUCAUUUCAGAUUCCUGCAGAUACUUUAUGCUUUGGAAGUUUUCAGCUUUUUUUUCAGCUGCAUCUCUUGACAGUACCAAUAACUUUCAGUCCAUUUUACGCCCUGCUUACAAAGGUCUUUGGGUGGUUGCUAAACACCUUGUUACACCUGAGAGGUGGCACUUCUGUCUUUCUGAGAGUUGAUUUAUCUUCUUUAUUAAGAUAACUUUUUUUUUUUUAAGUCUCCAGUGGUCUCUUCCACUACCAAAAAAUUGCAAAAAAAUUAGAGGACUUGUUGGGGAGAUGACAAUUUUAUGUUUUUUAUGUUGUUCAAUGUCUUCAAAUUCUGUGUAUCUCUGCUAAUGUGACCUGAAUUUCUGAUCCAUUGCAGGUCUCUUUCCUGUUGCUGUUAUCGCUCAUAGAGCUAGCCUUUAGAAAAGCAUCAGAUAUGAGCACUGAAGUACAAUACAGAGUACAUUUUAGUUAAAAUGCAAAAAUGUGCGGCCACGAAUAGUAAAAAAAAAAGUAUUGAAAUUACAGUCCUUCCAUAUGAAAAGCAUGUGUACAAACUACUAACCUACACACAAGAACGUGUGGCCAAAUAGGUAUGCCCAAAAGGAUACUGUUAAAAGUUAAAGAGUUUUAUAAACACUAUUUCCUGUCAUAAUUUUCUUUCAUCUAAGGAAAUUUGGCAGUGUAAUUUCAAAAUGCUCCCUACCUGUUAUUCUAGCUUUGUCUUUAAACAGGAUUCAAGUUGAAUUGCUGGUCUUUCCUUCACAUAUUCUUCUUUUCCUGUAUUUUUUAUGAGGAAAGCUUACCGGGGUCUUAAUUACUUUAAAGAGUGUCACCGAUCUCCUAAAUUAAUCUGCUUGAACAAUUUCCACAGAUUGGUUUGAAAUGGGUUUUUUCAUCAAUAAGCUACCAGAGGAAUUUGCUUCCUUUCCAUGGAGAUUUUUUGUGUUUGUAAACCUCAAGUCUUGAGUUUUUCUACUUGAACAAAUCUUUUCUUAAGGGGAUUGAAAGACUUGAUGGUAUGUGUGCAUGAGAUUUAUUAUGAAAAUUUUACUUUGUCUUUGUAAGUGGUGUCUCAGUGGCCUGGGCAGCAGAUGCUUGGUGUAGUGCAACAAUUUAUGAAUUGGUCCCAAUGAGGACUGAUUUUGAUUUUGGCUUUUAGGGUAUCAUUGACCCAUUGGAUAAAGCUAGAAAUUCUGACUAUUCUGAUCAAAUUCUGUUGUCUGUAGAUUAUGUUACUUUGUGUAAACUGUUCCUUUACAUUAUCUGCUCUGUGAAUUUCUAUUCAUAUAUAUUCCUGCCAACUCUACUAUGCAUGAAUGCAAAGAAAGAAACAAAGGUACAAUAAAGAUGUGGUUCAUGGUC
Molecule: messenger RNA, 12547 nt
Organism: Parus major (Great Tit)
Lineage: Eukaryota; Metazoa; Chordata; Aves; Passeriformes; Paridae
Gene: PARP8
Product: poly(ADP-ribose) polymerase family member 8
Exons: 27
Coding region: 296-2971 (891 amino acids)
Biological process (GO): endoplasmic reticulum unfolded protein response
Cellular component (GO): intracellular anatomical structure; endoplasmic reticulum tubular network; nuclear envelope
Molecular function (GO): protein serine/threonine kinase activator activity; NAD+ poly-ADP-ribosyltransferase activity; kinase binding
Source: RefSeq, a predicted model, not a curated record